ACUUGCGAGAAAGAAGGAAAAAAAAACAUUAAUAAUGAAAGGUAAAUGGCGUGUGCUCGUCUAGUGUAAAACAAUGCAAAAUAUGCAAUUAAAUCUAGAGACAUAGAUUUAAUUGCAUUUUUUUUUGCAGGUUUUACAGGUUGUCCCUUAAACAAAUGUAAACUCUUUACUAUUCACAGAAGCUGAAAGGAAUGGAGUCUUGUCUCUCUGUGCAAGAGAUCAUCUGGUCAGUCGCAGAUUCAUUGUGUUGCAGGCCAGUGACUCCAGGGAUUCAGCCGCAGGAAGAAAAGAAAAAAAGACCAAACUGGCAGCAGAUCAAAGGGAUCUAUAGAUCAAUAAUCUCAGCUUGAUCACACAAACUGCUGCGAGAUGAUCCGGUCUGUAUUUAUGCAGAAUCUCAGUUUCCGGAACCCGAACUGGUCAGAAUGCAUAAAUAUGUUCUUUAAGGCACUUCAUCACUUCACCGAUGAUCAGAACUGUAAGCUACAGUCUUUUAAGGAUGCUCUGCUUGUCUUUUACAGUUCGACAAAACAGUUCCGACUUUCUCAUUUCUGAUCAGUAGAAAAUAAAUCCAGUACAGACACCAACAUGACGUGUCAGGCACCUGAUGAUGAUCUGCCCUGGUUCAGGGCAGAUCCCGGGGAGGUGGGGGAUAUUUGGGUGAGGCGGUCCUCCAGCAGGUCUCCAGUCUGCUAGGAGACCAAAAGGGUCAUGAGCGCGCCUGCGAGCCAUGUGUAUCUUUUUAUUCCCCCCCUCCCACCCAGCCACAAUCCACACUGAUGUGUGACAACCGUCCACGUGAGCUGACAGAGGGACUACUUCACUCUGCUGCAAGAGCGCAUGAGGAUGGACGGCGGUGGAUGCUUCCAAUAGGACGCACGGCUGAGAAACAGCAUGAAGUCCAAACGCGCAGCAUCUGAGGGUCCCGGGGCGCCACGGUGACAGAUAUGGAUCACAUCUUUCGGAGAAAGCGGGCAGGUUUGGUGAAGUCCUUGUUGAGUCUCUGCCUUGUUUUCGCGUCUGUUCUGAUGAUCCUCAAGCUGAAACUGUCGGAAAAAGGCGUGCAGGACGCGAGCUGGUGCGGCUCGGACUGUUUCCCUCCAGGACAGGCGCCGGUGAAGUCCAACUUCUGGAGACUAAAUGCCGCGGCGCAAAGCAACAGAGUGGACGCGCAGCGGGCGUCCAACGGGACCCCGAGCAGCUGGGAAGUACGAGUCCUUAACUGCAGCGAGGACGAGCUGGUGAAGAGCCAGGACUGGUUCCAGCGUCUGGACCCGAGGUUCCACCAGUUUGUUCUGCACAGAAACUGUAGGUACUUCCCCAUGCUCAUCAACCACCCGGAGAAAUGCGCGGACGGACAGGUGCACCUCAUCAUGGUGAUCAAGUCCGUUAUCGAGCAGCACGACCGGCGGGAAGCUGUGCGUAAAACCUGGGGCAGGGAGGGCACAGUUAACGGGAAGAAGAUCAAAACGUUAUUUCUACUCGGAACUCCGACGACAGGUAAAGACACCAAGAACCUCCAGAAACUGAUCGAGUACGAGGACCAGAUCUACCAAGACAUCCUGCAGUGGGACUUCAUGGACACCUUCUUCAACCUGACCUUGAAGGAGGUGAAUUUCCUCAAAUGGUUCAACAUCUACUGUCCCGGGGUGCAGUUCAUAUUCAAAGGAGACGACGACGUGUUUGUGAACACCUACAACCUGCUGGAGUUCAUCGGCUUCAAAGUGGAGGAAGGCAAAGACGCCGACUUAUUUGUGGGGGACACGAUCUCCAAGGCGACCCCCAUCCGGAACCGCCAGAGCAAAUACUACAUACCCAAAGAGCUCUACGACAAGCCGUACCCGCCCUACGUAGGGGGUGGCGGGUUCGUGAUGUCCUCCCAUCUGGCCAGGAGGCUCUUGACGGCCUCGGAGGGCGUGGAGCUGUACCCCAUCGACGACGUGUUUUUGGGGAUGUGUCUGAAGAGGCUGAACGUGGCUCCGGAGUUCCACUCGGGCUUCAGGACCUUCGGCAUCGCCAGACAGAAGGUGAGCUCCAUGAACAGGGAGCCGUGCUUUUACAAGAGCCUCAUCGUGGUGCACAAGCUGAGCGCGCAGGAGCUGCUCAGGAUGUGGAGCACAGUGCACAACAAGGAUCUGGUUUGCGCACGACGGACCUUUAUAGCCAGCAGGCUAUGAGAUAAACUUUUAGUCGAUCAACUAAAUCGUCCGGAAGUUUUCUUUCUCAUCAUUCCGACUGUAUUUGAUCUUCAGCGGACUGAGUGGAGAGGAACUGUCGGUGUUCUCUGCAGGUCAGAUGAAACUGUGUGAAACCUGGCUGACUGAACACCGUGGACCUUUGAGUUGGACCUCUUUUGGUUGAUUUGUAAUUUGUAAAACCACUAAAGCUCCAACUAAUAAGACUUGAACAUUUUCAAAUUCAGUCUGUGCCAUUUAAAACCCUGAAGUCCUAAAGCAGAGGCAACGCUUUUUUUUUUUUUGGACUUUUGGAGGAAUAGUGUUUAAAUUUGCAGGUUAAAACUCCUUCCACCACUCCUCAGUUCAGGACCAAAGAAAAAGGAACUCAUGUUUAUAGCUCUUGUACUCUGUGAAAAUAAAACUGGAAUCCCAAAGUCACUUUGUGAAAUGUAGCAUGUCUGGUGUCAUCACUUGAUUAACAGAAAUGUUUG
Poeciliopsis prolifica (blackstripe livebearer) is the source of this 2668-nucleotide messenger RNA. RefSeq names its product UDP-GlcNAc:betaGal beta-1,3-N-acetylglucosaminyltransferase 7, like (gene b3gnt7l). The transcript has a single exon. Bases 948 to 2177 code for a protein of 409 amino acids. Lineage: Eukaryota; Metazoa; Chordata; Actinopteri; Cyprinodontiformes; Poeciliidae. Gene Ontology annotation, molecular function: hexosyltransferase activity. Gene Ontology annotation, cellular component: membrane. The record is from RefSeq and is a predicted model, not a curated record.